This is a messenger RNA of Spizellomyces punctatus DAOM BR117, 1177 nucleotides long. RefSeq names its product 26S proteasome non-ATPase regulatory subunit 14. Gene Ontology annotation, molecular function: proteasome binding; metallopeptidase activity; protein binding. The transcript has 6 exons. The record is from RefSeq and is a predicted model, not a curated record. Gene Ontology annotation, cellular component: proteasome regulatory particle, lid subcomplex. Bases 123 to 1055 code for a protein of 310 amino acids. Gene Ontology annotation, biological process: protein deubiquitination; proteasome-mediated ubiquitin-dependent protein catabolic process. NCBI's taxonomy places the organism in Eukaryota, Fungi, Chytridiomycota, Chytridiomycetes, Spizellomycetales, Spizellomycetaceae.
CCUCAACAUUCGCGUUCUGUUACCUGGCUAUUUCAUCUUGCGCUCGUCUAUUGGGAAGCUAACAAGGCAUCUUUAACGUAUCGGCAGAGGAGAGUACUUCAGACACACGAAGGAUAGAUAAUAUGGACCGAUUGCAACGACUAUUUGGUGGUGCUGCUGGGAUGGGCGCUGCUCAGCCUGGUUUGGAUACGCCAACUGUGGAUACUGCCGAAAUGGUGUACAUUUCUUCUUUAGCACUGUUGAAAAUGUUGAAACAUGGGCGUGCUGGUGUACCAAUGGAAGUCAUGGGGCUUAUGUUGGGAGAAUUCGUUGACGACUAUACUGUUCGCGUUAUCGAUGUAUUUGCGAUGCCUCAAAGCGGAACAGGUGUCUCAGUAGAAGCUGUGGAUCCGGUUUUCCAAACAAAGAUGUUGGACAUGCUCAAGCAGACGGGACGACCGGAAAUGGUCGUCGGGUGGUAUCACUCUCACCCGGGUUUCGGCUGCUGGCUCUCUAGCGUAGAUAUCAAUACGCAGCAGAGUUUUGAAGCGCUGAACCAACGUGCAGUGGCCGUUGUAGUAGACCCAAUUCAGUCCGUCAAAGGGAAAGUCGUCAUUGAUGCUUUCCGAUUGAUCAACCCUCAAAUGAUGAUGCUUGGUCAAGAACCCCGUCAAACAACAUCAAAUAUUGGACAUUUGAAUAAGCCAAGUAUCCAGGCGUUGAUUCAUGGACUGAACCGGCAUUACUAUUCGAUCGCUAUCAAUUAUCGGAAAAACGAGCUUGAACAGCAAAUGCUGAUGAACUUGCAUAAGAAAACUUGGACACACGGGCUGGUACUCAAUGAUUUCGACCAGCAUGCCCAUUUGAAUGAAAAAGCCGUGAAGACAAUGCUCCAAUUAUCUGAAGCAUACAAUAAGUCUGUGAUUGAAGAGUCAACCAUGACAGCAGAACAACUCAAGACAAGGCACGUUGGCAAGCAAGAUCCAAAGAGGCAUUUGGAGGAAAAUGUAGAGAAUGCCAUGACGAGCAACAUUGUUGUGACUCUUGCCACGAUGUUGGACGCUGUAUCAUUCUGAGUAAAUACAGGCAAAAUUCAAACCUAUAUACAUGUGGUCACACGUUUCCAUAAAAAGCGUCCCCGAAGACUUACUCCUACGGCUUAAUAAAGAACCAACCACCUCCUCCAUUCAAACCUCUA